Molecule: messenger RNA, 2054 nt
Organism: Macadamia integrifolia
Lineage: Eukaryota; Viridiplantae; Streptophyta; Magnoliopsida; Proteales; Proteaceae
Product: F-box/LRR-repeat protein At3g58900-like
Exons: 4
Coding region: 340-1419 (359 amino acids)
Molecular function (GO): protein binding
Source: RefSeq, a predicted model, not a curated record
GCGGCCACUCUUGGUCUUGGAGAAACCCUUUUUUUUUUUCGGUACUUUUCAGUCUUGUUCGUUUGGGUUAAUUCUCAUUUCCCGCAACUUUGCUCCUCGGCAAUCAUUUUGCCGCGCAUUUUCGUCCUUUUGAGAUUUUCUUCUUCUUUUCUUUGGCAAACCGUCCAAAUCAGAUUCAGAGAAAGUCCUGAUUCAUCAUCUGAGGGUUUCUCUUUCGAACCCCAACAAUCACUCUCUUCUCAAGUCCAGUUUCCUUCUUUGUAGAACCCUAAACUCAGUAAUUAGUGUUAUUGAAUCUGCGUGUGUGUGGAUUCUGAUAUUUUCUAUCGUGUAAGAGACAUGGAAGAUAAUAGUGGGGGAGGAAAAUUGAAGUCUCGAAGAACCAGCGAGGAUGUGGACUUUAUUAGUGAUCUACCGGAUUCCAUUUUGUGCCACAUUCUCUCCUUUCUUCCUACCAAAGAUUCUAUGAGGACGGGAUUUUUAAGCAAGAGAUGGGAAUCUUUAUGGACUUCUGUUCCAAUUAUUGACUUAAACGAGAGGGUAUUUAUCCGAUGUCUUGAGUUGAAGCAUAAUAAUUUAUAUGGGAUUAGUUAUCAGGAUCGGAAGAACUUUGCUGAUUUUGUUGAAAGGUUUAUUGAUUUUCAUGGAGGCUUGAAUGUACCAGAGCUUCGGCUAUUGUUCGAUAUUGGAAGAUAUCUGAAGUUUUGUUCUCGUGCUGAAAGGUGGGUUCGUACUGUGAUGACGAGUGAUGCUACGACAAUUGAUAUAGAUUUCUCUGGAAAAAGCUUGGAUCGUUCAGACAUGGAUAAGAAUAUGUACACUUUGCCUCCAUGUGGUUUCCCAUCCAGAUCAUUGAGGGUUUUAAGAUUAAGAUUUUGUGAGUUUAGACCCUUGCAGAACACUAGCUUUGUGUCUCUACAAACCUUAACUUUGGCAGCAGUAAAGGUAUCUGAUUCCUCAGUUAAUGCUCUGAUAUGUGAUUCUCCAUGCCUAGAAAACUUGCAUCUACAAAGCUGCAAUGUUCCCAAUUCUUUUCUCAUUGAAGCUCCUGCGUCACAUCUCAAGUGCAUAGUGAUUUAUAACUGUGUUACUCCAGGACAUAAAUUCAUUGAACAUUUAUCUUUAAAUAUUCCAAGCCUUCAGAGCCUUAAGUUUAAGGGGAUUAUAAAUGACUUCUCUGUGAAGAACUUGAGGAAUCUGAUUGAUGCUGAAAUUGAUGAGCAAAAUGAGUACAAUGGGCUUCAAAAGCAUGAAUACCGCAUGGUAUUUAAGCUACUCAAUGGUAUUGGUCAUGUCCAGUUUCUUUCACUAUCUAACUGGUUUCUCGAGAUCAGAUUUUAUUGUGAGGAAAUGAAUGUACAAAAAAUAAAACAAAACAAAACGCAAGAAGAGAGCCCCCAUCUUCGGCAUUGCCAUUAGCUGCGGCUCACAACCACAAUCUCACAAAUCUAAAACAAAGUCUUGAAGAAGCAUCUAUCUGCAGUUCCUCCAUUAUGUGAUCAGGAAGAACCAUCGUCUCCCCUGAAGAACAUGUUUUCACUGCAUCCUUAGCCAGAAAAUAGCUAUGGGGUUAGCGUCCCUGCAACAAUGGGAAAUUUUCCACUCAAUUGAAUUCAGAUAUGAGUGCAAGUUUUCCCACUCCUGUGCAACAAACAAUGGUAUGCGUCUGUGCUGAAAAAUAUCCCCGCAGCUGAAGAGUCAGAUUCCAAAAAGUUAGAGAUUCUCUAAAUUUCUGCCAAUUCCAGAUAUAUCUUAAAGUUUAAAAUCAUUCUGCUGUUAUGAUCCUGCAGGAUUCCUCCUCUUGCUCGCCUGGAUUUCCUAGGAAGCAGCUGUCAACGUUCAAUUUCAUCCAUGAUUGCUGGGGACAGCACCACAUGACUUCUAUAAUCCUUUCAGCUGGAGCAGGCGCUGAGUUCAGAGUCCAGCCUUUUGGCAAUGAUUAAGUCAUCUGCAGAUUUGGUUCUUCUAACCUUCAUACUUGAGCACACCAGGGUUCUUGAUGUUGAUGAUGCACAACUUGACAAUGAGCUGCUGCGGCUGCGGAUCAAACAUCU